AUGGGCUUCUUCACCAAGAAAGAACCAGCCCCGACCAACAAUGUCAAGUCCGAGGCGACGACCGUCGUGCCUAGCCAAAAUGGCUCCAACACCAAUCUCGAAAAGAAUAUGCCACUGGAGACAUCGGUCGCAGACAAGGCUGAGGACGGAUUAGAGAAACAGAUUGUAACAGAACCGUUGUCCAAUACAGAAUCUUCUUCGGACGUUGAGAUCCAGAACGAAAAAGACCACCUGGACCAAAUCGCGCCCAAUGCCGAAGACGACGAAGCGGUCUAUCCGAGUGGCAUCACGCUGGCGCUCAUCUCUCUCGCUCUCUGUCUGGCCGUCUUCUUGGUGGCCCUGGACAAUACCAUUAUUGCCACGGCCAUCCCCAAAAUCACGGAUCGAUUUAAUUCUUUGGGUGAUGUCGGGUGGUAUGGCUCAGCCUAUCUCCUCACCACUUGCGCCUUGCAGUUAUUCUUUGGAAAAUUGUUCACCUUCUACUCCAUCAAGACGGUGUAUUUGGGUUCCAUCGUCGUCUUUGAAGUGGGUUCCGCGGUCUGUGGUGCGGCACCUUCCUCGGACGCUUUGAUUGUUGGCCGUGCCAUUGCUGGUGUUGGCUCCGCGGGUAUCUUCGCCGGCUCCCUGGUGAUCAUUGCCUACACCGUCCCUCUGGUCAAACGACCCAUCUAUACUGGUAUUGUGGGUGCCAUGUAUGGCAUCGCAUCGAUCGCUGGGCCGUUACUCGGUGGAGCUUUCACUGACGGCCCCGGCUGGCGUUGGUGCUUUUACAUCAACCUGCCUCUCGGCGCCGUCACCUUGUUCGUGAUUUUCUUCUUCUUCCAUUCCCCCAAGAGGAAGGCCGAACAAAAGGUGCCCUGGAAGGAGAGAGUCCAUCAACUUGAUCUUGGCGGGACUUCCCUGUUCAUUGUUGAUAUUGUCGUCUGCUUGCUCGCUCUUCAAUGGGGUGGUUCCACGUACGCAUGGUCUAAUUGGCGGAUUAUCCUCUGUCUCACUCUCUUCGGAGUUUUGACCAUUACCUUCGUCAUCGUCCAAUAUUUCAUGAAGGAAUUCGCCACAAUCCCUUUCAACAUCAUCAAGCAACGCAGUGUUGCUUCGGCAACCUGGUUCGCCUUCGCUCUCGGUGGCGCUUUCUUCGUCCUCAUCUAUUGGGUUCCCAUUUGGUUCCAGGCCAUCAAGGGGGCUUCGGCCUUCAAAUCCGGAAUCAUGUGUCUCCCUAUGGUUCUCUCACUGGUCAUUGCCAAUAUUUUUACAGGGGUGGGCACCACCGUCAUUGGAUACUAUACCCCGUUUUAUUACCUCAGUGUCCUCCUCUCCGCCGUCGGCGCGGGUCUCCUCACCACCUUCGAAACCACCACGGGUCAUGAGAAGUGGAUCGGCUAUCAGAUCGUCUACGGCUUUGGCGUCGGCUUUGGCAUGCAACAAGCCUUGAUAACCGUGCAGGCGGUACUCCCUCUCAAGGACGUUCCGACGGGAACUGCUUUGGUCAUGUUCAUGCAAACCUUUGGCGGUGCCCUCUUUGUGUCGGUUGCUCAGAAUAUCUUCAACAAUCGUCUCGCCACCGAGAUUGUCAAGGAAGCACCGAGCAUUGACCCAGCCAUCAUCCUCCACGUCGGUGCUACGUCCCUUCAAGACCAGAUUCCUCCGCAGAUUCUCCCGGCUGUUCAGGUGGCAUAUAACAAAGCUCUGACGAAUACCUGGUACAUCGCCGUCGCCAUGGCCUGUCUAACGGUCUUUGGUGCCAUCUUUGUCGAGUGGAAGUCUGUCAAAGGCAUGAAACCGGGAGCGGUGGCGGCCUAG
Rhinocladiella mackenziei CBS 650.93 is the source of this 1800-nucleotide messenger RNA. RefSeq lists its product as uncharacterized. Gene Ontology annotation, biological process: transmembrane transport. The record is from RefSeq and is a predicted model, not a curated record. Lineage: Eukaryota; Fungi; Ascomycota; Eurotiomycetes; Chaetothyriales; Herpotrichiellaceae. Gene Ontology annotation, molecular function: transmembrane transporter activity. The coding region runs from base 1 to 1800 and encodes 599 amino acids. The transcript is spliced from 3 exons.